UUCAAUCUGAAUUGUAGCCGAAAAAGAAAUGUCUUGGUCAGCGUCUGGCUUUUCCGCCAAAUUCAUUUACCUUGCAUUAUUUAUGUAUUUUUUUAAUAUAUAUUUAUGGAAAAUUGGGAAUGAAUGUAAUUGAUGGCCAAUUAUAUAUCUAUACAUGCAUGUUUGUAUAUUAAGUUGAUCUUGUAAAGUGUUGAUUUCAAUUUGGAAGAUGGGUAGUAUAUUGGAGGUAAAAUUAAUUCAUCAUAUAUGCUUAGUGCUGCUUUUGCUAUGGUUACUCAAUUCUGUCAACUGUUGCCACCCAGUUGCCUACAUUCUUUCCCUCGUCUAUCUCUAUCAUGUCCAUGAGCGGUAUGUGAUGAGAUUGAGAGGCAAAGUGCGGUUUGAGGACAGAAGACAAUCCAAUCAAAAACGGGUGCUUUCACAAUUUGAGACAGUGAGGUGGUUGAACUAUGCUAUUGAAAAAAUCUGGCUUGUCUGCGUGGAACAGAUCGUUUCUCAGAAAAUUCUUCUCCCUAUUGUUCCAUGGUUCCUGCAAAAAUAUAAACCUUGGAUAGUGAAUGAUGCUGUUGUUCAGCAUUUGUACUUGGGAAGAUCCCCACCUAUAUUCACCGAAAUGAGGGUGCUUCGAGAAUCCAAUGGAGACGAUCACUUGGUGUUGGAAUUGGGAAUGAAUUUUCUUACUGCAGAUGAUAUGAGUGCGAAACUUGCCCUGACAGUGAAGAAAAGAUUGGGUUUAGGAAUGUGUGCAGCAUUGCAUUUGUUAGGCAUGCAUGUUGAAGGAAAGGUAUUGAUUGGGGUGAAGUUCAUUAGCAAGUGGCCCUUUCUUGGGCGUCUGCGUGUAUGCUUUGCUGAGCCACCAUAUUUUCAGAUGAAUGCAAAGCCAAUAUUCUCUCAUGGGUUUGAUGUUACAGAACUUCCUGGGAUAGCUGGAUGGCUAGAUAAUCUUCUGGCCCUUGCCUUCGAGCAAACUCUAGUGCAGCCCAAUAUGCUGGUGGUUGAUGUUGAGAAAUUCACUUCACCUCAGCAAGAAAAUUUUUCCUCGUUUGAUGCUGAGGAGCCUGUUGCUUAUGCUAUAGUGGAAAUUCUUGAAGCAGCUGACAUGAAGCCAUCAGAAUUAAAUGGAUGGGCUGUUCCAUAUGUGAAGGGACAACUUGGCCCUUAUAGAUUUCAUACUAAGCCUCAGAAGGAAAGUUUGGCUCCGCAAUGGCAUGAGGAAUUCGAGAUCCCUAUCAAUACAUGGGAUUCACCAAAUGUGCUCAUCAUCGAAGUUCGUGACGAGGACCAUUUUGUUGAUGACGUAUUGGGAGAUUGUUCUGUAACAAUCAACGAUCUUAGGGAUGGCAAGAGGCAUGACAUGUGGCUGUUCCUUGAGAACGUAAAUAAUGGAAGAUUGCAUCUUGCAGUAACUGUGUCUGCGCGCACUGCAAAGAGAACAGUUACGGAUGAGUUUGAGCCAAUUGAUAUCAAAGGGCGACAGGAUACUGGGAUUUGGAUUCAUCAUCCACGUCGAGAGGUUGUACCAAUGUGUGAGCAACGGAAGGGUAAGAGCCAGCACCUUGAAAUUCAUCACCUUGAGGGUCGCCAACUUCAGAAUGAGGGUGCUGAUCCAAUUGGCUCUCCACCAUUGACCUUCAGUCCAAAUGGCAGUAGCAGCACUGAUGGAAGUGUGGAUGCUAAUAAACCUCUGUCAACGAAUUCAAUUUGGAAGGGUUUACGAAAGCUCAGGUUGGUGUUUCACAGGGGUACAAGAACCACGGACAAAUCCAAUUGUCUUGUUGAGCCUGAACUGUCUCCACCCGAUAAUUUUAACGCGUUGAAUAACAAGGAAAUUGACACGAAAUUGAUACUAGAGGAUACCAUUGCUGCUCCAUAUUCUGCAGAGACGCAAAAAGAUGAUGAGAAAGAGAAUGGAAAAAGCUUAAUGUAUGACCUUCCGCGGAAAGAAUCUGGGCAGUUUAAAGCCGAAUACAGAUCAACUCCAUCAGAUAAUGACACUGCUUCGCUGUGUGACUCUUCCAAUUACUCAUCUCCUCCAUCAGCAACAGAUGUCCCACUUGAGGUUACAGAAUCAGUCGUUUCUAGUGCAGCAUCUCAUUGUGGAAAUAACUCUUUCAAGUCCAAGGACGAUAUCAAUCAGACAGAGGAGGCCUUCUCUGGUACUAGUUCAAAAUGAGCUGCAGUAAAUGAUACGGAACAGGUAACCAGAGUCAUUCCAGAAGAUUCUGAGAGCGAUGGACUGAUAACUAAUCUGAAGUAGUCUCUGCUUGUUGUGCACUUUUUAGCAGAUUCUAAAUUCUACACAACAUAUUCAAGCAGAAGCUUUUACUUUUGGAGAAGCAUGUGCAGUAUUUGUAAACUUUGCUCAUAAGUUUGUUAAUUAUAGAGUUUGGGGAUGUUUAUUUCUUAAGUACUAUCUAACUGUGUUUCUUUGGGAAGAGGUGAAAUUAGUGUGCUCUCUCGACAAGAGUUCACUAUUAUGGCUAUCUAAUAGUGAUUUCAUUGCCGAGAAACUCGAAAGCAUCUAAAUGAUGUCAACUAGGUAUGGCUUUUUUCUUGUA
Olea europaea var. sylvestris is the source of this 2558-nucleotide messenger RNA. RefSeq names its product C2 domain-containing protein At1g53590-like. The record is from RefSeq and is a predicted model, not a curated record. The coding region runs from base 209 to 2173 and encodes 654 amino acids. Gene Ontology annotation, molecular function: lipid binding. The transcript is spliced from 12 exons. Lineage: Eukaryota; Viridiplantae; Streptophyta; Magnoliopsida; Lamiales; Oleaceae.